CCUUCCCCUAAUUUUGACAAGCAUGGACGCUGAGAGGAGUCUAGUCAAGUCUGAGGAUAUUUCAAGGCAUUUUGUAGGUUUUCAUUUGCUUUCGUGAACGUUCUGUAAAAUGGAAAAGAAACAGCGAAUCUUCAGUAAGUUAUUUUGUUUCAUUGAAGUGAUUCCAGCCACAGUUGCAGUCUGUGUUCCGUAGUUUCAGUUCUCAGCUGAUUAAAGUCGCAUGUCGCUAUGUUUCGGCUCUUCACCCAGCGCAGUCUCCACGAACUCUACAGAUGCAGACAGUUUGUUUCAUCCCGUGUCACAAAAAAACAGCUCGUAACUUUCCACCGCACAGUGUGUCGUCACAGAACAUUUACCCCGGUCCUGGCUCGCCCCUUCAGCUCUGGGAGCCCACUGAGGACAGAUGUCCUCCAGCCUAAAGGAGACAAGAGUGCGGAGGAGGAGUCAGUAGAUUUGGACAAAUGGAAAUCUGUAAUGAGAUCAAAAGCUGUACCAGAAGAGACCCAGCAAGUCAACAUUGACGAGGAAGCAAGUGAUGAUGAUGAUGGAGACCUCACAGAACCUGAAGGCGACUUAAAGGGCCGCUCUCUUCUGGAGGCAACCAGGGAUCUUGUUGUGAUGUGGCAGCAAGCUGGGAAGCUCGUACCUCAUGAGAUGAGCGAUGAGGAGCUUGUGGAGCUGUCAAAGCUCACCACUAAGUCCUCCAGAAAGAAGUUCCUGAAGUACCUGGCCCUCAAAGAGGGCAUCAAAAGGGCACGCAAGGAGAAGCAGCAGCGGAAAAAGGCAGAGAGGGAAGCCAUACUGGAGCAAAAGAAACAAGAGGGCGGCAAUGUGGAGCUAAAAAACACGUUCCUCCUCCAGUACUGGAACCGCUCCCUGGACAAGCUUCUGGCCUGGAGGAGCGCCCAGGCCAUGCUGUUCAAUCAGCCGCUUGUUUUUGACAUGAGCUACGACUCCAGUAUGUCCAAGCGGGAGCUGGAGAACACGGUGGCCCAAUUGAUGGAGGUGGAAGCGUGGAACCGGCGUGCUACUGAACCCUUCCACCUCCACUUUUGCAACCUGGAGACAGGUGGGGCCUACGAGAAGGAGCUGGUCAAACGAUACAGUGCAGAGACCUGGGACAAACUGUUUAUUACCAGCACUGACCGCCAGCACGUGGAUGUGUUCCCCCGCGAAAGGCUUGUGUACCUCACUGCAGACUCCCCCAAUAUCCUCCACAACUUUGACCACUCCAAGGUCUACAUCAUUGGAUCUCUGGUGGACAGGUCCAUUCAGUCGGGCUUGUCUCUAGCCAAUGCAAAGCGUCUGAAGCUGGCCACAGCUCGCUUACCGCUGGACCAGUUUCUCCAUUGGGAGAUAGGAGCCAAAAAUCUGACUCUGGACCAGAUGAUCCGCAUCCUGCUCACUGUCAAGGAGACGGGGAAAUGGGAGGAGGCGUUGAAGUUUGUUCCUAAGAGAAAGCAUGACGGCUUCCUGGAAAAGCGAAACCAAAGAGAUGUCUUCGUACAAAACAGAGUCAGAGGAGUCGCUAAUAACAGACCAGCAAAGGACAGUGACCGUCUGUUAAAGACUGGGCAAAGAAAUGCUGAAAGGACAUUUAAAAAUGUGGAUCAAAGUCUGUACAGGCUGCACAAUGAGCCCAGGUCACACAGCAGAGACAGUACAGCUGGACUGUUCAGUGACAGAGACAGAAAACCUGCUGGGACCACAGUACGGGUGUCGUUGAAGAGCAAAAUGGUGGCCAAAAAACAGGCAGGCAAAGGCAAGAUGUGGUGGGGUGAUGAAUGAAGUCGCUGAGGAAAUGUAAAAUAGGAAAAAAACAUAAUAAAAAAAAUUGUACUUUGUACUGCUUUUUCAGAGGUCAAAUGCAGGGUUAGAAAUACAAGAAAGAGACGAGAAAAACAUAGAAAAACUACUUUGGUCUUUAUUUUGGUCAGAUAUACGAAUAAUAUAUGAAUAUUUUCUGGGAAGUAAACCACCACCAUUGCUUUCCACAGAGAUGCAUACAACCAAAGUAUAAACCGCAAAAUGUGUGCAACAUACAGCAUUACUUGUCAUUUCAUAGUAGUGUAUAAUGAGGCAAAAGCAGUACUUAAAAAAAUAAAUAAAUAAAAGGCAAUAACACAUACUUAAUUUCAAUUCAUUUUCAAUUUUUUCUCUUUCAAGUAAAGCCAAACCUAAUUGACAGACGGUGUAAUAAGGCUAUUAUACCUCUUGAAUGUAACACUGUAAUGUAUUCAAAUGACACAAUAAUAUAUACAUUAAUACAGUGUUUUAAAAUCACACAGAGCAACCGGGGCUCAGUAAUUCUGUUGCUGGUUGACACCGACGUAUGUAUAUGAGCAAAUAUAAAUAAAGCACGCCAGCCUGAAUUAAUCACA
Solea senegalensis (Senegalese sole) is the source of this 2381-nucleotide messenger RNA. It is a transcript of the gene trmt10c, whose product is annotated as tRNA methyltransferase 10C, mitochondrial RNase P subunit. Gene Ontology annotation, biological process: positive regulation of mitochondrial translation; mitochondrial tRNA 5'-end processing. Gene Ontology annotation, molecular function: tRNA binding. The record is from RefSeq and is a predicted model, not a curated record. The transcript has a single exon. Gene Ontology annotation, cellular component: nucleoplasm; nucleus; mitochondrion. Bases 229 to 1788 code for a protein of 519 amino acids. Lineage: Eukaryota; Metazoa; Chordata; Actinopteri; Pleuronectiformes; Soleidae.